AUGACUCGUGGCGAGCUCUUUCUUGCCAAUGAAGACCUCUUGCCCGUCGAAGAGAAGAAAAAGACUUGGACGCAUUUGAGUUUCGUAGCGUUCUGGAUUGCGGACUGUUUCAACUUGAACACCUUUACCAUUGCUGGCUCUAUGAUCAUGUCUGGCCUAACAUGGUGGCAGGCGUUUAUCUGCGUGAUUAUCGGCUACACUCUGGUGGGCCCACUUGUCGUGCUCAAUGCGCGGCCUGGUGCUGUGCAUGGCCUAACAUUCCCGGCAGUGAAUCGUACGACCUUUGGUAUCUUUGGCUCAUUAUGGCCUGUCAUCAACCGCGCCGGUAUGGCUUGCAUCUGGUGGGGUGUCCAGGCAUGGUUGGGUGGAGAGUGCGUGUAUAUCGUGCUUCGCGCCAUUUGGCCAUCGACCAUCAACAUUCCCAACAUCAUGUCGCCCGCCUCAGAGACGACGUCUGCAUACAUUCUGAGCUUUUGCAUAUACUGGAUCCUCUCGCUUCCCACCAUCUGGGUCCCGAUCCACAGACUCAAGUGGCUUUUCUACGCCAAAGCCAUCGUGGGCCCCGCGGUAGGCUUCGCCCUCUUCGGCUGGACCAUUCGUCGUGCCGGUGCCAGCAACGUGUUUAGCAAUCGCGCCGAUCAGAUCCCCAUCUCAGAUUCUGGCAAAGUGCCUCAAGUGCUCUCGGGCUCAGCUCUAGGUUGGGCGAUGCUGCGGGCCAUUUCGUCGACGUUCAACAACAUGUUCACACUGAUCGUCAAUUCGCCUGACUUUGCGUCGCGCUCCAAGACACCUGGCGCAGCUGUAUGGCCCCAGCUGAUUGCGUUGCCUGUUGGCUUUACGAUCACAUCGUUCAUCGGCAUCGGUAUUUGCCGCGCUUCAGGCUUCAUCCUGGGCGAGCAAUACUGGGACGUUUUAAAAAUCAUGGACAAUCUGCUCGUGCACGACGGCACAGCAAGCCAUACCACCCGUGCGGGCGUCGCUAUCAUUGGCUUGGGCUUUGUGUACGUCCAGUUGCUCAUGAACGUAGCGGCCAACUCCAUCUCGGCAGGCUGCGACCUCACAGCCCUUUUCCCUCGCUUCAUCAAUAUCCGCCGUGGCGGUUAUGUGGCUGCCAUCAUCGGCAUAUGUAUGAACCCAUGGACGCUCUUUACCUCCUCCAGUACAUUUACAACGUAUCUUGGCGCAUACGGUGUCCUGCUCUCGUGCAUUGCUGGGCCCAUGAUCGCCGAUUACUGGCUGGUCCGUCGUGGUCACUAUCGCAUCGCUGACUUGUACACAUUGCGAAGGGACGGGUGGUAUUGGUAUACCUUUGGCGUAAAUUGGCGUGCGUACGCUGCGUACCUUGCCGGCUUCGCCAUCAAUGCGCCAGGGUUCAUCCACACAGUCAAUGAAAAGAUCCAGGUCUCUGUCGGCAUGCAGCGCGUGUAUUACUUGUCGUGGAUUACUGGCACUGGCGUGUCUGCCCUCAUAUACGUCCUGUGCUGCUUUAUCGCGCCUCCAGCAGGUAUGAACCGCUACUUUAUGGACGUCGACGAGUCAGAGUACUUCACUGAGUAUGUUGGCGAAGAAUCACUUCAUCAGACCGACUCCUGCGAGUACAUCGAUGACAAGCCUACGACAGACAUGAUGGCCUUUUAA
Molecule: messenger RNA, 1638 nt
Organism: Malassezia pachydermatis
Lineage: Eukaryota; Fungi; Basidiomycota; Malasseziomycetes; Malasseziales; Malasseziaceae
Product: uracil permease
Exons: 1
Coding region: 1-1638 (545 amino acids)
Biological process (GO): transmembrane transport; nucleobase transport
Cellular component (GO): plasma membrane
Molecular function (GO): nucleobase transmembrane transporter activity
Source: RefSeq, a predicted model, not a curated record